Molecule: messenger RNA, 525 nt
Organism: Plasmopara halstedii
Lineage: Eukaryota; Oomycota; Peronosporomycetes; Peronosporales; Peronosporaceae
Exons: 1
Coding region: 1-525 (174 amino acids)
Source: RefSeq, a predicted model, not a curated record
AUGUUAGUAAAAGAACUAAGCUCCGAGACAAACCGUUCCAAGGAGUUCUCAUCACCGCUCAGGGAAGCUACGCCAAAAUGUGCUAAGCGACAAUGUAUCCGCGUCGAUGACAACAAACAUUUUUGUCAAGAUCGAGAGAAGGAUAGUGACGGGCCAAUGCGAACAUUGCGUCUGGAAUAUUGGGGCCGAUCACACGAGUGUCUCCAGCGCAAAUGGGCUCACAUGGAAGCAAUUGAUAAAUCAUUUGAUUCUAGGGAGGAGCUCAUUUUAGCUACGACGCUGAGCAAUGAAGAGUCAGUUCUGGAGCGAAACAUGUUUCCAUAUGACACACCUAGCGGCAUUGAACACUGGACACUUUGGAGUCGACACGAAAUGAAAGAGAUAGAGAUUGAACAAUUUGUGUGGAAUUGGCUUCGUAAGAAUGCCCUACAAGUGGACAGCUGGAACUAUGACGAAAACAUGUCGCGCUCAAUUGAUAUCUUCCACGUCCACGUUUAUUUGCUACGGCCAGUACUGCAAUCUUAG